This is a messenger RNA of Propithecus coquereli (Coquerel's sifaka), 1734 nucleotides long. Its product is annotated as casein kinase I isoform epsilon. Gene Ontology annotation, biological process: endocytosis; peptidyl-serine phosphorylation; signal transduction. Lineage: Eukaryota; Metazoa; Chordata; Mammalia; Primates; Indriidae. The record is from RefSeq and is a predicted model, not a curated record. Bases 309 to 1412 code for a protein of 367 amino acids. Gene Ontology annotation, molecular function: protein serine/threonine kinase activity; ATP binding. Gene Ontology annotation, cellular component: cytoplasm; nucleus. The transcript is spliced from 9 exons.
GGCUCAAUGGGAGCCGACGGGUGCGCGCCGGCGGGAGCGCGCGAGCCGGCGGCAGGCGGGGGCGGGCGGGCGGCAGGGCCGGGAGGAGGGAGGCGGCGGCGGCGGCGAGAGCCCAGAGCCUGAGCCCGGCCGGGGCCGAGCGGAACGGAGCGGAGCGCGGCGGCGGCGGCGGCUGGGCCGGGAGAGGCUGGCGCGCCGGGCGGCUCCGCGAAUCCUCCGGCAUCCGCCCCGGCGGGCCGCCCCCGCCCGCGGCAGCCCCCGGAGCAGCGGCCCGGCACCGGCGCCUUCCCGGCGGGCAAGAGCGAAUCAUGGAGCUACGCGUGGGGAAUAAGUACCGCCUGGGACGGAAGAUCGGGAGCGGGUCCUUUGGAGAUAUCUACCUGGGUGCCAACAUCGCCUCUGGUGAAGAAGUUGCGAUCAAGCUCGAGUGUGUGAAAACAAAGCACCCCCAGCUGCACAUCGAGAGCAAGUUCUACAAGAUGAUGCAGGGGGGAGUGGGGAUCCCGUCCAUCAAGUGGUGUGGAGCCGAGGGCGACUACAACGUGAUGGUCAUGGAGCUGUUGGGGCCCAGCCUCGAGGACCUUUUCAACUUCUGCUCCCGAAAGUUCAGCCUCAAGACGGUGCUGCUCCUGGCCGACCAGAUGAUCAGCCGCAUAGAGUACAUCCACUCCAAGAACUUCAUCCACCGGGACGUCAAGCCCGACAACUUCCUCAUGGGGCUAGGGAAGAAGGGCAAUCUGGUCUACAUCAUCGACUUUGGCCUGGCCAAGAAGUACCGGGACGCCCGCACCCACCAGCACAUCCCCUACCGGGAAAACAAGAACCUGACUGGCACUGCCCGCUAUGCCUCCAUCAACACCCACCUGGGCAUCGAGCAGAGCCGUCGAGAUGACCUGGAGAGUCUGGGCUACGUGCUCAUGUACUUCAACCUGGGCUCCCUGCCCUGGCAGGGCCUCAAAGCAGCCACCAAGCGCCAGAAGUAUGAGCGGAUCAGCGAGAAGAAGAUGUCAACACCCAUUGAGGUCCUCUGCAAAGGCUACCCCUCCGAGUUCUCAACAUACCUCAACUUCUGCCGCUCCCUGCGGUUCGACGACAAGCCUGACUACUCCUACCUGCGCCAGCUCUUCCGCAACCUCUUCCACCGGCAGGGCUUCUCCUACGACUAUGUCUUCGACUGGAACAUGCUCAAAUUCGGGGCUGCCUCGAGCCAGGCUCAGCCCCGUGACGACGAAGCUAUUGCACCAUUCUGUCCCUGCCCCUGUCCCUGUGCCGGGCCCACGUUCCCUCCUACGUACUGGUGCCCGGCGCCCCUGGGCACCCAGGGCCCCCCAGAUAGGCCCGUGGAGGAGGUGGAGGAGCUGCCCCCCCAAAACUACUGGCCUGUGGUCUGGACUCCAGGGCCCCAUUUCUGACUUCGCCAGGUGCGCCUGAGCCCCUUGGGGCCAGGCCUGAGGAAGCGUCCUCUGGGAUGAUGGGGGGAGCCCCCUGUUCCCGCGAGGUGGCAAUGCAGAGGAGAGGGCAUGGUGGAAAAGGCCCUGCCUCCGGAUUCUUGGGAACGAAGCAGCUGCCCGAGGGCCAGGACAGAGCCUAGAGGAGAGGUGACGGCCACUGCCCAGGAUGGGCCUGGUGGGAACGAACACCAGGAGCAGCGUCACAGCUAGACCCCAGUGGCGGCCUCUGUACUGAACCCGAACUCAUUAAACACCUACCCUGCUUCAUCCUGGUGUGCCUCUG